Fukomys damarensis (Damara mole-rat) is the source of this 2546-nucleotide messenger RNA. It is a transcript of the gene Arid3a, whose product is annotated as AT-rich interaction domain 3A. The record is from RefSeq and is a predicted model, not a curated record. Gene Ontology annotation, biological process: regulation of transcription by RNA polymerase II. Bases 378 to 2546 code for a protein of 722 amino acids. Gene Ontology annotation, molecular function: DNA binding. NCBI's taxonomy places the organism in Eukaryota, Metazoa, Chordata, Mammalia, Rodentia, Bathyergidae. The transcript is spliced from 12 exons. Gene Ontology annotation, cellular component: nucleus.
GGGGGAGGAGCGGUCUGCAGGGGUGGGCGUCGCCAGCUUCGGGGAAUCGGCGCUGAUGGGGGAGCUCAGGCCUGGUCCCGAUUUUGGGGGGUGGUCUAGGGUUCCCACCUGCCCCCUUCUCUCCACCAGCCCCAACGUGGAGAGGUCUGUCCCGAGCCCCUCCCCCACCCAACGACCCGGAAGGGUCAUUAAACCCAGUGGCCCUCGAGGAGGGGCUACAGGGAGGAGCAGCUUCCUCCAGCCUUUUCCUUCUGCCCCCCACCCACCACCAUCACCAAAGAGGGGGCGUCGCCUGCAGCGUUUCCGUGGGGGGGGGCUUGUCUUGAAGUUGUCAAAGGUGGGGGAGGGGUGGCCGACCAGACCAGGCCAGGCCAAAAAUGUCCCCUCAGCGUUUCCUGGGUCGGGUGGAAGCCGGUGACCGGCAGCUCCCACCCGGGGGAUGGGGACGAGCUGGGUGCUACUUUUUUGACCUUUGGAGGACGAAGCUCCGGAAGUCUUUGUGCAAUGGGACCUCUACCCUCACUGGACAGGCAGGGACACCACGGCCCCCUUGGGAUGCGCUUUAUCCCCAUUGUCAUGAGGCCACCUUCCUGGCUCCCCUAACUGCCCUUUUACCCCAACUCCCUGGCAAAGGAAGUCUGGGGACGGGGCCUGUCUGUGACUGGAUAUCUGCGUUGAGUAUCUUCAAGCCUGUGAAUGAGCCAGAUGCCGGUUGUCGCGCCCCGGUGCCCGGCGUGAGAAGGGCCGCGCCCAUCCGCCACGGGCAUGCCCCGCCACUGCAGGCGGUGAUGGAGACCCUGUUGCAACGGCAGCAACGUGCACACCAGGAGCUGGAGGCCCGGCAGCAGCCACCACCACCUGAGACCCCCGCCACUGGACCCACAGCCCGCGCACGGGGCACCCCGGAUGAGGACAGAGAGCCUGACAGUGUGCGCAUGCAGCGGGCACAGAUGGCGGCACUGGCUGCCAUGCGGGCCGCCGCUGCGGGCCUUGGACACCCACCCAGCCCUGGUGACGGCUCUGAGGACGGUCCUCCCGGCUCGGAGGAUGAGGACAUGGACCAGGAGGGAGCUCACAGCUCACCUGGCCAAGGCAAGGAGAGGCUGGGAUGCUUGGAAGGAGAUGGACACUUUGAGGACAUGGGCUCGGAUGAUGACAUGAAGCAAAAGUGGGAGGAGGAAGAGCUCGAGGAGGACAUGGCGGACGAGGACGAGGACGAGGAGGAAGAAGACGACUUCGAGGAGGAGGAGGAGGAGGAGGAGGAGGAAGAGGGGCUGGGCCCCCCGGGCCCCACAGGCCUGGGCUCCACAGGCCUCUUCCCCCGCAAGGCCCCGCCAGCCCAGGCCUUCCGCGGAGAUGGCAUCCCCAGGGCACUGGGCGGCCCCGAGCGGCUGGGAACCGGCCCUGCGCACCCUGGAGGGCCCAGCCACGUAGCCUCUCAGCUGCAGCCACCCGACCACGGGGACUGGACCUACGAGGAACAGUUCAAGCAGCUCUAUGAACUCGAUGGGGACCCUAAGAGGAAGGAGUUCCUGGACGACUUGUUCAGCUUCAUGCAGAAGCGAGGUACGCCCGUGAACCGCAUCCCCAUCAUGGCCAAGCAGGUGCUCGACCUGUUCAUGCUGUACGUGCUGGUGACGGAGAAGGGUGGCCUGGUGGAGGUCAUCAACAAGAAACUGUGGCGGGAGAUCACCAAGGGCCUCAACCUGCCCACCUCCAUCACCAGUGCUGCCUUCACGCUGCGGACCCAGUACAUGAAGUAUUUGUAUCCCUACGAGUGUGAGCGACGUGGUCUCAGCAGCCCCAAUGAGCUCCAGGCCGCCAUCGACAGCAACCGGCGGGAAGGCCGGCGCCAGAGCUUCGGUGGCUCCCUCUUCACCUACUCGCCAGGCAGUGCCCACGGCAUGCUGUCCUCACCCAAGCUGCCCGUGCAGUCCCUGGGCUUGGCCGCCAGCACCAACGGCAGCUCCAUCACCCCAGCCCCCAAGAUCAAGAAAGAGGAGGACGUGGCCAUUCCCAUCACAGUCCCUGGCCGCCUGCCCGUGUCCCUGGCGGGCCACCCUGUGGUGGCGGCCCAGGCAGCCGUGGCAGCGCAGGCGGCGGCCCUGGAGCAUAUCCGGGAGAAGCUGGAGUCCGGGGAGCCCCCCGAGAAGAAGAUGGUGCUGGUCUCGGAUGAGCAGCAGCGGCUCCUGCACCGAGCUCUGCAGCAGAACCUACUGGCCAUGACCGCCCAGCUGCCCAUGAGCAUCCGGAUCAACAGCCAAGCCUCUGAGAGCCGGCAGGACUCGGCUGUCAGCCUCUUGGGAACCAACGGCAGCAACAGUAUUAGCAUGUCGGUGGAGCUCAACGGGAUCAUGUACACAGGGGUCCUGUUUGCUCAGCCGCCGGCCCCCACACCACCCUCGGCACCCAGCAAAGGUGGUGGAGGCGGUGGCGGCGGCAGCAGCGGCGGCGGCAGCAGGAAGCGGCUUUGGCGUCUGGCGCGGAACAGCUGCGGUGUCAAAGCCAACCCUGUUUACCUCAUACAUCCCUGCACUGUGUGUUAG